Molecule: messenger RNA, 462 nt
Organism: Pestalotiopsis fici W106-1
Lineage: Eukaryota; Fungi; Ascomycota; Sordariomycetes; Amphisphaeriales; Sporocadaceae
Exons: 4
Coding region: 1-462 (153 amino acids)
Source: RefSeq, a predicted model, not a curated record
AUGAAGUCUUUCGCUACCAUCAUUGGCGCUGCCCUCGCCGCCACUGGCGCUUUUGCCCAGCAGGCCGUUGUCAAGAACAACUGCCAGACCAACAUUUACGUCCAGUCUUAUCCCUUUGACGGCAGCGCAACCGGCCCUCUGACCACUGUGACUCCUGGUCAAUCCUUUUCCGAGGACUUUAAGACUGCCGGAUCGACUGUAAAGAUCGCCAAGACUAAGACUCUUGACGGUCCGCUCUUCUUUGGCUACUCCUUCUCCACUGGCCCAGACUAUGCAUACUACGAGCUCAGCACUGAAUGGGGCAACCCCUUUGCCGAUGCUCACAACACCCUGACCCCCGGCGACGGAUGCCAGAUCUUUGACUGCGCCGCCGGCGAUGCCGCUUGCUACAGCACGCCCGCCUCCAAGAAGGUCUACGGCUGCCCCCAGCCCGUCAACCUCGAGGCCACCCUCUGCGCUUAA